This is a messenger RNA of Conger conger (European conger), 960 nucleotides long. Its product is annotated as olfactory receptor 2AT4-like. Bases 1 to 960 code for a protein of 319 amino acids. Gene Ontology annotation, molecular function: G protein-coupled receptor activity; olfactory receptor activity. Gene Ontology annotation, cellular component: membrane. The record is from RefSeq and is a predicted model, not a curated record. Lineage: Eukaryota; Metazoa; Chordata; Actinopteri; Anguilliformes; Congridae. The transcript has a single exon. Gene Ontology annotation, biological process: G protein-coupled receptor signaling pathway.
AUGGAAAACAUUUCAGUCGUCACAGUGUUUGUUUUGACUGCCUAUAGUCAAAUGGAAGCUCAUAGAUAUGUAUACUUCUCAGUUUUCCUUCUGUUAUACAUUGUGAUAUUACUGGUCAACAUAGUCCUUGUUGUUGGCAUUUACAGCGAGAAUGGGUUACACAAACCCAUGUAUUUCUUUGUCUGUAACUUGUCAAUUAACGGAGUGUAUGGUAGCACAUCUCUAUUGCCAUCAAUGCUUGGCCAUUUGCUAUCAUAUAAAUAUGAAGUAUCUCUGACCCAUUGUCUGCUACAGAUUAUUUGUUUGCAUAUUUAUGCUUCGGUUGAAAUUACCAUUUUAGCAGUGAUGGGCUAUGACCGCUAUAUUGCCAUUUGUCACCCAUUACACUAUCACCUCAUCAUGUCUCCUAAGAAAGUGUUUACUCUUAUUGCAAUGUCCUGGGUUUAUCCUGCUAUUGUUUUUGGACUUUACUUCAUUUUAACUGUACAAAGAACGUUUUGCGAGAUCUUCAUAGAAAGAGUUUAUUGUAUUAAUUUUGAGUUAGUAAAAAUGUCUUGUCUUGAUACAGCUAUUCACAGCAUUGUUGGACUGAUAGUGACUAUAUUCUUACUUAUUCUUCAGCUAAUUAUCAUACUAUUUUCCUACAUCCAAAUACUCCGAAUCUGCCUGCUUGCUUCUAAGGAAUCGAGAGCCAAAGCUAUUCAAACAUGCACCCCUCACUUACUGGCUGUGCUUAACUAUGCAGUGGGGUGCUCAUUUGAAGUGCUUCAAAGUCGAUUCGACAUGAGCCAUGUACCGUAUAAAGCUCGCGUUUUCAUGUCCCUUUACUUUCUGAUAUUCCCUCCAAUGCUUAAUCCUCUCAUUUAUGGAAUUAGCAUUCAAGCCAUAAGAGUGCAGAUAUUCAAUCUCUUUGGUAUAAAUAAAAAUAAACUGACCCCUGCCCAGGUCACAAUGAAGUAG